Messenger RNA from Saccharomyces paradoxus, 1146 nucleotides. It is a transcript of the gene CIP1, whose product is annotated as Cip1p. Bases 1 to 1146 code for a protein of 381 amino acids. The transcript has a single exon. Lineage: Eukaryota; Fungi; Ascomycota; Saccharomycetes; Saccharomycetales; Saccharomycetaceae. The record is from RefSeq and is a predicted model, not a curated record.
AUGCUGCUGGAAAGAUUGCACAAGAGGCUACACGCCGGCUCUUCUAGGCGAUCUCAAGAGAAUAAGGAAAAGAACUGCACACCUGAGGAUGCGUUGCCCAUCCAGCCAGAAGCCCAACAUCGAACUGAGGAACCUCAGCCGUUGUUGAACUGCGACUACGAUGAUAUGAUCGCGUUUGACAGAAAUUUGUCCACUCCUGUUUUUACUCCGGUAAUGACUCCUAUAAAUAAUAUCAGCUCCAAUCAAGCGAAAAGCUCGGAAACCUCAUAUUUUCCACCUUACUUCAAUGCUAAUAGAACUAGACAGAAUAGUGCCUCUUCACUGGCGAGCUCUGUUUCCGAUUUUCCUCAGAAUUUUAAACAGCACGCUUUUUACAACAAUAAUGCUCAAUUCACUUCCUUCACACCACAGUUCGUCGGCCUGCUAUUAGAAGUCUACCAAAACACGUGCAGCGAUCCUACAAUAACCCCGUUUGAUACUACAAACCCUCCCUCAGGAAUAUUGAAUAGAGUCGCUAAAGCAGCUAUACAGCAAUCUGAGCUUCAACAAUUAGAUAUCGGGUGUGAUAGAAAUAGCUGGCUUUUAACACUGGUGAGGCAACGUUUGUUACAGGAGGUGAGGAAAGACGGCUAUCUUUCUCGUAACACUUCUCUCACUUCUUUACCUCCACCACCCCCACCACAAUUUUCUGAAAUGCUUAGAGUUCCCUCCCCGUUUAUUAACGCAGAUAUCACUGAUCCCAUCCCGUUGUCUAACACAAACUCGGAUCCAAAUGCAAGCUCUACUACCAGCAUGACCAAUACAUUAAACUGGUAUUCCUUGCAAAGAUCAAACGCCUUAAUGAAGAAUAGGAAUGGUUCAUCUCAGUAUAUAUCGGAUCUACAACCACAACCUAUCUUAGCUCGCACAAACUCUAAUAAUAGUACUAGCAACAAUAAUGCCUUUUCUUUACUCACGCCAACGCCUACAACAGAUUCUGCAUUUAAUUUUAACAUAGCCCUACUAUCAAGACAACGUAGCAAUAUCAUGUCGUCUCCCUUGGCUAGCACUCGUUUGCCUACGGCAAAUGUAUCCGCUGAAGAAUCCUCUAUUUUACCGAAUGAACCGCUGAAGUUAAAAAGAGAUUUAUUGCGUCUUAAGAGGUAA